Globicephala melas (long-finned pilot whale) is the source of this 2695-nucleotide messenger RNA. RefSeq names its product TRAF-type zinc finger domain containing 1 (gene TRAFD1). Gene Ontology annotation, cellular component: mitochondrion. Lineage: Eukaryota; Metazoa; Chordata; Mammalia; Artiodactyla; Delphinidae. The record is from RefSeq and is a predicted model, not a curated record. Gene Ontology annotation, biological process: negative regulation of innate immune response.
GGCGGCUCCGGGGGCCGUUGUUCAGCGCGGGGGCCGACUGAAGAGGCUCAGUGUCUUGGCUGGCUGGUCGGUUCGGCGUCCUUCGUCUCGUCCCAGGAACAGCUAAAGAUGGCUGAAUUUCUGGAUGGCCAGGACACUCGACUGUGUGACAACUGCAAAAAAGAAAUUCCUGUGUUUAACUUUACCAUCCAUGAGAUCCACUGUCAAAGGAACAUUGGUAUGUGUCCUAUCUGCAAGGAACCAUUUCCCAAAUCUGACAUGGAGACUCACAUGGCUACAGAACACUGUCAGGUGACCUGCAAAUGUAACAAGAAGUUGGAGAAGAGGCAGUUAAAGAAGCAUGAGGAGACUGAGUGUCCUCUACGACUUGCCCUUUGCCAGCACUGUGAUUUGGAACUUUCUGUUCUCAAACUGAAAGACCAUGAAGAUUACUGUGGUGCCCGGACAGAGUUAUGUGGCAACUGUGGGCGCAAUGUCCUGGUGAAAGAUCUGAAGACUCACCCUGAAGUUUGUGGGAGAGAUGUGGAGGAAAAGAGAGAUGAGGUUGCCAUGCCGCCUAAUGCAUAUGAUGAUUCUUGGGGUCAAGAUGGUAUCUGGAUUGCAUCCCAACUCAGACAAAUUGAGGCUCUGGACCCACCCAUGAGGCUCCCUCGAAGGCCCCUGAGAGCCUUUGAAUCAGAACUUUUCCAAAGUAGAACCACCAACCAAAGGAGCAUGACAGCCCAGUUUCCAAUUCAGAAUAAUCUAUUGGAAGAACAAGAAAGGCAGGAAAGGAAUAGAAGCCGACAGACCCUCAAAGAGGGUGGUGAAGACAGUGCAAACUUGGAUUUCAUGUUGGCCCUAAGUCUGCAAAAUGAAGGCCAGGCCCCCAACUUGGCAGAGCAGGACUUCUGGAGGGUCAUAUGUGAGGCAGACCAGUCCCAUGAAGGUCCCGGUGCUCUGAAUGACAUAAGGGGUGCAGCUGAUGAGACCAUGUUGCCUUGUGAAUUUUGUGAGGAGCUCUACCCAGAGGAACUGCUGAUUGACCAUCAGACGAGUUGUAACCCUUCAUGUGCCUUACCUCCGAUCAGUGUGGGCAAUGCUUCUCCCAAAGGGGUGGAGGACCCUGAUGUCAUCUUCCAGAAGUUGAUGCAGCAGGCUGCAAGUAACCAGUUAGACUCUUUGAUGGGCCUGAGCAGUUCACCUUCUGUGGAGGACAGCAUCAUCAUCCCCUGUGAAUUCUGUGGGGUCCAGCUGGAAGAGGAGGUGCUAUUCCAUCACCAGGACCAGUGUGACCAACGCCCAGCUACAGCAAACAACCACAUGUCGGAGGGGAUUCCUAGUCAGGAUCUCCAGCCUCGACAGACUUCACCAGAGCUACCCAAGAGGCGUGUCAGACACCAGGGAGACCUGUCUUCUGGUUACAUGGAUGAUAUCAAGCAGGAAAUGGCCAAAGGGCCCACCUAUCCUCUCCCUGCCAGCAGACCCACUAACAAUAUGACGGCUACUUCUAACCGCCUGACAACAUCCACAUCAGGCCCCAGACCUGGGUGCCAGCCCAGCCCUCCUCGCGCUCUGAAGCUCAACAACUUAGACAGCCAGGGCAUCCAGGGGCACAAUCGAAACAGCCAUAAUGGGGCCCUGGCUCCUGGGCACGUUCCAGUGGUUCACUCCGCUCGAAGUCUCUACCCAGAAAACCUUGUGCCCUCUUUCCCCCGUGGGCCUUCAGGGAGAUGCGGAGCAAGUGGCAGGAGUGAAGGUGGCAGGAACCCCCGGGUCACCCCCACGACCGCCAGCUACCGCAGCAGAACUGCAAAGGCAAAACCCUCCAAGCAGCAGGGAGCUGGGGAUGCAGAGGAGGAAGAGGAGGAGGAGUAACAGUGUCCGCAGGGAACUUUCGCAUCGGUUCCAUCUUUCCUGCACAAGUUGCCGUGGUGCAGCCCCGCCCCUUGGGUUCUGUGGGUAGGGGCCAUCUGACAGAUGUAACUUUUUCUAGGCUAUGGCCAUUUUGUGUCUUUUGAGAUUGUGCUGUGGGAGUUUGGGGGUUUGAGGGAGGGUUAGCAGGGAGGCUGUUGAGAAUGUUUCAGCUUUAGCUGCUGCCUUUUGGCAGCAUAAGUUACGGCCUCUUGGCCCACCAGGGCUUCAUCUUUUGACAUGCUGUCACCACUGCUUCAUGGUGCUGUGUGGUCCUGGUGAAAAGAGGGAGGGUUCUAGAAACCUGGUCCCCACCAGUGAGGUGAUGCUCUUCAUGUGGUGGCCUAAAUUCGGGAACUUUUGGAUAUCCUCUCCUGUGUACUGCCCAUCCUCACUCUAGAAUUUGGGCCUCUGGUGUGCGUGGAGGAGCUUUGGUAAAGUGUUCAGGCCAGUUGCAAUAUGUGUUAGGAACGAGGUUUGGAGAUGAGUUGAGCCACAGGUGAGCGGACUAUGUACAGGCUUUGUUUUAAUCUGCUUCUUUGGCAUUUGGCAUCACUGCCUUUUGUUUCUGAUGGGGAGCAUGGCUCCUUUGCCUUCACUGCCUUCUGAUGGGAAAGGCUGGGGGCUCUCUGUCCCCUCCAGGGCCAUGCUGGGCUCUGCGCUAAUCAGGAGUGAGGCCUAAGCUCAUGGCUUGCUCUGAAAACCAAGAAUCAGAGCCCCCUCCCCCUCUUUUUAUUUUACUAUUAUUAUUAUUAUAAUUAUUAACAUCCUUGUGAUAGAAAUAAAGUUUGUACUUGGAGUU